Opisthocomus hoazin is the source of this 608-nucleotide messenger RNA. The record is from RefSeq and is a predicted model, not a curated record. Lineage: Eukaryota; Metazoa; Chordata; Aves; Opisthocomiformes; Opisthocomidae.
AUGGUCUCAGGUUCUCGCUCCUUCAUUCAGCGGCUGGUUUCGUUUGCUCAGGAUUGUCCUUUCCGCAUCACUCGCCACUUGCUCAUGCAAAGAAUUGAAAUCCAUAAGCUUCGUCAAGGUGACAAUUUGAUUCUGGGAUUCAGCAUUGGAGGUGGCAUUGAUCAGGACCCCACUCAGAAUCCUUUUUCUGAAGACAAGACUGACAAGGGUAUCUAUGUAACAAGGGUGACAGAAGGAGGCCCAGCAGAAGUUGCAGGACUUCAGAUUGGAGACAAGAUCAUGCAGGUGAAUGGCUGGGACAUGACAAUGGUGACCCAUGACCAAGCCAGGAAGAGGCUGACAAAAAGGAACGAAGAAGUGGUACGGCUCCUGGUGACCAGGCAAUCUCUGCAGAAGGCUGUGCAACAAUCCAUGAUGUCCUAAUCAAUCAUCAAGUUGGGGAAGGGUUGGGGAGGGAGAUACAUAGACUGGUAUCAAGCAAGGAAGCAGAUACUAGACCUGAACAGGUUGUCUGGAAGGAGUGCAUGUUCCUAGCUGUGGUAAACACUUUUUUUUUUCCUUUCUCUGGUGUAACUGGCAGUAGUAAAACUCUAGUGCCCCCAGCAAGA